CGUUCGACCAGCCUUCUGACCGCUGGUUCUCCAUACAUAUUCAAUCACAAUCAUGGUCGUCGACAGCACCAAUGGUAGCGGUCGCACUGUAGUUGCAGAUGACGGAACGGCUGUCAUUCAACUGGAUCCCUGGUUGGAACCCUUCGCCCCAGCGUUGCGAGAGCGCUAUAGCCUUUUCAAGAAGCAGCUCGACUCCAUCAACAAGUAUGAAGGGGGUCUCGCCAAGUUUGCAGAGGGCUACAAGGUCAUGGGUUUUCAGGUCGAUAGCUUUGGCGGUGUGAGGUAUCGGGAGUGGGCCCCCGGAGCAACAGAAGCGAGGCUCAUAGGUGAAUUCAACAACUGGUCGCAUACCGCCAACCCGAUGACAAAAUCACCUUUUGGCGUGUGGGAAUGCUACGUUCCUCCAACAGCUCCCGGUGUGUGUCCGAUCCCACACGAUUCCAUGGUCAAGAUUUCCAUGACUAUGCCUUCCGGCGUUUCCAUAGAUCGUAUUCCGACGUGGAUCACUCGAGUAACUCAGAAUAUCAAAGUAUCACCCAUAUACGAUGGUCGCUUUUGGAAUCCGCCCAAAAAGCAAGUGCACCAAUUCAAGCAUGGACAUGCCACGCAAGGCAUUGAGGGCCUCAAGAUAUAUGAGGCACACGUCGGCAUCUCAAGCCCCAACAUGCGCGUCACUACCUAUAAGGAAUUCGAAACUGAUGUACUGCCUCGCAUAAAGAAGCUCGGAUAUAACUGUAUACAGAUGAUGGCCAUCAUGGAGCAUGCUUACUAUGCCUCAUUCGGCUACCAAGUCACCAACUUCUUCGCCAUCUCGUCGCGCUUCGGCACUCCCGAGGAGCUCAAAUCUCUCGUGGACAAGGCUCACGAAUUGGGCCUGGUGGUACUUUUAGACGUUGUUCACUCUCAUGCCUGCAAAAAUGUCCUGGAUGGCAUCAAUAUGUUUGACGGCACAGAUCAUCUCUACUUCCAUGAAGGUGGUCGUGGACGCCACGAACUCUGGGACUCACGAUUGUUCAACUAUGGGCACCAUGAGGUCCUCCGCUUCCUUUUGUCCAAUCUUCGCUUCUACAUGGACAUUUACAUGUUUGAUGGUUUCCGAUUUGAUGGCGUGACAAGCAUGAUGUACACCCAUCACGGCAUCGGAACGGGAUUCUCAGGUGGUUAUCACGAGUACUUUGGUCCGUCGGUGGACCUCGAGGCCAUGACGUAUCUCAUGCUAGCCAAUCAUAUGUUGCAUCAGACCUAUCCUAACGUGGUGACCAUUGCAGAAGAUGUUUCGGGGAUGCCUACGCUAUGCCGGUCAGUGGAUGAAGGCGGUGUAGGCUUCGACUAUCGGCUGUCCAUGGCCAUCCCCGACAUGUGGAUCAAGCUGCUCAAAGAAAAGUCCGACAAUGAAUGGAGUAUGGGUGACAUCGUCCAUACGCUCACCAAUCGCCGUCAUCUGGAAAGAAGUGUUGCAUAUGCCGAGAGUCAUGAUCAAGCGCUGGUUGGAGAUAAGACAUUGGCAUUCUGGCUGAUGGAUAAGGAGAUGUACGACUUCAUGUCGGACCUCUCUCCCUUGACCCCAGUCAUUGAUCGCGGAUUAGCUCUGCACAAGAUGAUUAGAUUCCUUGUACACAGCUUAGGCGGAGAAGCUUACCUAAAUUUUGAGGGCAAUGAGUUCGGCCACCCGGAAUGGAUGGAUUUCCCUCGUGAAGGUAAUGGCAACUCCUUUGCCCACGCCAGAAGGCAGUUCAACCUCGUCGAUGACCCUCUGCUCCGCUAUAAGUAUCUCAAUGAGUUUGACAUCGCCAUGAAUUGGCUGGAGGCGAAGUACAGAUGGCUAAGCUCUCCUCAGGCGUACGUGUCACUCAAGCAUGAGGGCGACAAAGUCAUCGUCUUUGAGCGGGCAGGUCUUUUGUUCAUAUUCAAUUUCCAUCCUACCGAAUCGUUUGUGGACUAUCGAGUCGGCAUCGACGUCCCAGGCGAGUACAAAGUAAUCUUGACAAGCGAUGAACCUAAGUUUGGCGGUCACAGUCGCAUCGACCUUAGCGGCAAGUAUUUAACGACUCCCAUGGAAUGGAAUGGGCGGAAGAAUUGGGUCCAGGUUUACAUCCCUUCACGAACCCUUCUGGUUCUGGGUCUGUGAAGGUGGACAAAGGGAUAGCGCCUAAAGGGCUAGGAAGAUGUGUCCCAAUCGUAACGACAUGCAUGAGGACUGCACGACUGA
Molecule: messenger RNA, 2209 nt
Organism: Tremella mesenterica DSM 1558
Lineage: Eukaryota; Fungi; Basidiomycota; Tremellomycetes; Tremellales; Tremellaceae
Exons: 17
Coding region: 53-2128 (691 amino acids)
Biological process (GO): glycogen biosynthetic process
Cellular component (GO): cytoplasm
Molecular function (GO): cation binding; 1,4-alpha-glucan branching enzyme activity; hydrolase activity, hydrolyzing O-glycosyl compounds
Source: RefSeq, a predicted model, not a curated record